CUGCGCUGUCUUCACCCUUUGUUGACGAUGGUAGCUGACUGGUAGCUGUUCGUGGUUUUACCUGCAUCUGUUCACCGGAAUCGUUUCUUUUACUGCCCUGGUGUUAUGGAGAAUUUGGUCUGUAUGGAAAAUUCGGGUUCAUCCUUCUUCUGGUAAGAUCUCAUUUCACCGGAUUGGCCGAGGCUGAUGCCAUUCAAUCCAGCGGCUCAGGGUCUAAACAGGAUGGCCAUCGCGCAUUCCAGCGGGUCUAAAUAUAUCUAUUAAGGCCAGAGGAGGGGGAGGACAGGAGAAGGGGGGUUUAUCCUGGGACAUUUCACUGUCGCGGUGGUUAAGCACCACUUGAAUCAUCUUCCAGAGGAGAACUUGGCCCGAUCCAAACAUGCCCUCUGGUUAUAAUGUAAGAUCCAGGGCUCGGGAGAGGAACAGCGUCCUGAGCAGACCUGAGUUCAUGUCCCUGAACCAUCAGCCUCCCCGCGCCGGCUCCAGCUCCGGCGGUUCGAGCUCCUCUGAGACCCGAGGAAGCGCGAGACGACCGGGUCAAAUGAAGCACCAGACCAGCCAGCCGAGCGAGGAAGCCGCCGACAGCGGCAGCAAGGACCGGAGGGAAUCCGGCAAGAUGCCCGAGGAGGACUGCAUGCAGCUGAACCCUUCAUUCAAGGGGAUAGCGAUGAACUCCCUGCUCGCCAUUGACAUCUGUCUGUCCAAGCGCAUGGGGGUGUGUGCUUCCACGUCGUCCUCGUGGGGUGGCUGCCGCUCCAUGGUGGCCCUGCUCGCGCUCACAGGGCACGGGAUCACGUGGAUCAUUGGCACCAUAGUGUGUCUCACGAGGAGUAACACCCUGGCAGGGCAAGAAGUCCUGGUCAACCUGCUGCUUGCCCUCAUUCUUGACGUCAUGACUGUGGCCGGAGUCCAGAGACUUGUAAAGCGCAGAGGACCCUGGGAAAUGACGCCAGGCUUCAUGGACUGUGUCGCCAUGGACACCUACUCCUUCCCUGCCGCCCACGCCAGCCGAGCCGCCAUGGUGUCCAAGUUCCUGCUGUCCCACCUGGUCCUGGCCGUGCCGCUCCGCAUCCUGCUGGUGCUGUGGGCCUUCUUGGUGGGAAUGUCCCGGGUGCUGCUGGGAAAACACCACCUAACUGACAUGGUGUGUGGGUUUGCACUGGGCAUGCUCCACUUCAGCUUGAUGGAGACAAUGUGGCUCUCGUCGAGCACGUGUCAGACUCUCAUUUCCAUCAGCACGCUCAGCUGGAGCCCUUUUUCCUGAGCUUUUUAUAUAAGGCUGUAAGAGAUCUCGAAGCAAACUUUAUACACUAACUUUGUUACUGUAUUUAAAGGUCUUGUAAAGAUAUUUUUGCAGCAGUGCAAAGUUCUCAUUAUAGGAUCUGAACAAAGCAUUAAAAAUUGGAGUGGGCUGCUGACUUGCAUGUAACAUUGAAGACAAGGGGGUCUCUAAAAAGGUUCUUAUAUCCUUCUAUAUCCACUUCAAUCUACUAACACACACUUUUACUGCUGUUUAAUGCUCCUGGGAAGAUUUUGUAGCAGGUUAUGAAACUGAUUCCCACUCUGACCUAACCCAUUGUGUCACCUACAAUUUCCACAAGGUCUUUAUCCGCAGCAUUAUGCCCGUAACACAGUUUUGCAAAUGACAGCAUGUGCCCUCACGUGGUUAGUUCAUGCAGGAAUAAAGAGAACAAACAGCAUGAUAGGUUUAGGGAUGGGUACUGAAAUACAAAUCUGACAUGCUUGUGUUGUUGAGUUGUGGUCGCAGGGUGAUUGACUGUGAGCUGCAAUGUUGCAGUCGGGCCAAAAUCUGGCUGGAUUUGUGUAGUCUGAUGGUGAAUACAUGCAAGAGUUAAUCAGUCUCAAACAGCUUUAUCUAGGUGUGUUUUUUCCAGCUUUUGGAAACUGGAUUUUGUAUGAUUUCAGUUAGAGUAACAUGUUUACAUGGAUCCCAGCUAACUGGCUGCUAGUUUGAAAUAAGACCUUGUUGCUGAUUAUGUCUCGUAUUUCCUUUGGAUAGUUAAGACUAAAAAUGUCAUUAGGACAGGCCUUAUAGGUGCAGGGUACGUUUACAGAAAGUCUGGAAGUCUAAUAUCUUUAGCCAGGUGCCUCAUGACUUAAAACAAAGAGUUGUCUGUUCCUCGUGUUUUAUUUUGAAGUGUACUGGAGUCUUUGUUUAUUCUAUGCUUCACUUCCUUUUUGGGUCCAUCUGCUUUUUGCCCACAGAUUGAUGCGUGCUGGUUUCAGAUAAAAAUAGACUUUGCGCGCACCUUGAGUAGAGCAGUGUGGAGUCGCGCUUCUGGCACGCUCUGGAGGCAGAUCACAGCACAUGCAGUCAAAUAGUGUUUCCCAACCAUUUUUCCUUGGUGCCCCCCACACAUGUACCUAAGAAAAGCGGAGCCCCCCCCGUACCAAAGAGAGAAGAAAAAGUAAAAUACUGCCGUCAAAAAUCAAUGUAGAUUUUAAUAGUUUCAUUGAUAAAACCCUAAAAAAGGCCUAUGCAUGCUUUUCUUAUCAAAAGACAUUUGCAUAAACAACUUAAUAAUUGCUUUAUCAUGGUUUUUGUCAAUAUUUGCAAAUCUAAUUUUUUUUUUAGAACAGACAAAGCCUUGCCCCUUUAAAAUCUUUGGCGCCCCCCCUGGGGGGGUCCCAGACCCAAGGUUGGGAACCAAUGCUGUAGAAACACAAAGGCUAUGAUUUGUUCAGAGCAGCAUGGGCAGCGUGAACGGGAUGCUGCUCAGAUGGAGUGUGUGGAAAUUGUGGGUCAUACAAGCACACUGAAGAAAAACCCUUUCUUUCAUUUUUCACUAUGCAUAAGAAAUUAGACUGGUUAAAGAGAGCUGAAAACACUACAUACGCAUGAAUAUGACCAGUUUAGCAAAGACAUACUACGUUCUGCUUGUCCUAAAGUUCCUCACAAGAGCUUUAAUUUCAGUGCUGAAGGAGAAACUAGCUUCAAAACUGACAACUAUGUGAUAGAAAUGUAAAUUGGAAGAUUUUUUUUAUUUUAAGUUUUUUUGUGCUGAUUUCUGAUUCUUUCUCUUCAGUUUCCUACGUGCCUCUCCCUCUUCACCAUCCUGUUUCCUUUCAUUUCCUCUUUCUCUAUUAUCAUUUCCCUUUUUUUCUGAGUUUUUCUUAUUAUUUUGAAUUUUUAUGCUUUGAAUCAAAAAUGCUAAAAUCAUUUGAGUUUGAUGCCUCGGACUGUAACAAUGGAUGUAACUCUAGAGUAUUCACAUUUAUUUUUACCUCCUGGCAUGACUAAAACUGUAUGUUUCUGAAGGGUUAAUGCUCAUUUUUUAUCUUUAUGAAGAUGACUUUUGUUAAAUGCUGCUGAAAUGCUGGCUGCCUGUGAAAUUAACAUUUUCCUCGUGGGAUCAUACAUGACUCUUUCCUUUUAAGUGCAAUUUUUUUCUUAAAUAAGCUUUUUUCAGGCUGCUGUAGUCUGUACAUUAGCUGUACAGAUGCUUAUGGUUGAAAAAUAAUAUGCAUUCGGUCUGUGCCCCGUAAAAUAAGGGAAGAGUUUGUGAGUCCAGAAAUGUUACAUACAUUGUUUUUGUUUUGUUUUUUAAUGAAGCUUUAAUUGAAACCUUUGCAGUAUUAUUUAUGUGCAUUUGAUUGGUGUGUAAAUAAAGUUUGUGAACAUUGUUUUAUUUUGAACUGGGACCUGUACAUUAUGUUUUCAUAAUCCAAUUCCCUAAAAAGUUGGGACAUUGCAGAAAAUGUAAAUGCAAACAGAAUGUGGUGAUUUGCAAAACAUUGAACCCCCAUAAUUUGACAAUUACACCGAAGCAGUAUAUGAAAUGUAAGAAAUGUUUUCCAGAAUACAACAUAAUACCAAAAAAGUUUGGGCGCUGUUUAAAAUAUAAACAAACAGAAUGCAUGGAACAUAAAUAACAUUUCACACUUCGAAACAGACAUUUUAGCAUUUCAUUAAAAUAUUUGCUCAUUUUGAAUUUGAUGGCAGCAACACAGCUCAAAAAAGUAUGGACAGGGCCAUGUUUAUCGUUGUGUGGCAUCCCCUCCUCUUUUAACAACAGUCUGUAAACAUCUGGGAAGGGAUGAGACCAGUUGCUGGAGUUUUUGGAGAGGAAUGUUGUCCCAUUCUUGCCUGAGGUAGGAUUGAAGCUUUUCAACUGGAUUUUUCCAUUUCUUAUGCUCCAGAUGUUUUCUACUGGUAAAAGGCAUGUCCUGCAGGCAGGCCAGUUCAGCACCCAAACUCUUCUAAUGUGAAGCCAUGCUGUUGUGAUGCUGUCCCUGUAAGAGACAUUGCCUCAUCUGUUUGUUGAAAAUUUGUUUAAACUUAUCAGCAUUGAAAGUGUCUUUUCUGAUGUGUAAGCCGUCCAUGCCAUAGGCACGAAUGUAACCCCAAACCAUCAGAGAUGCAGGCACUGAUAACAAGCUGGAUGGUCCCUCUUCUCUUUAGUCCACAGGACAAAGCCUCCAUGGUUUCCAAAAAGAAUUUAAAAUUUUUAUUCAUUUGACCACAGAACAGUUUUCCAUCUUGUCUCAGUCCGUUUUAAAGGAGCUUUGGUCCAGAGAAGAUGGUGGUUAUUCUCGAUCAUGUUUACAUAUGGCUUCUUCUUUGCAUGAUACAGCUUUGAAUUGCAUUUGUGGAUGGCAGAGUGAACUGUGUUGACAGACAGUGAUUUCUGGAAAUGUUCCUGAGCCUGUGCAGUGAUUUCUAGUACAGAAUCCUGCCUGUUUUUAAUGCAGAGCUGCCUGAGGGCUUGAAGAUCAUGAGCAUACAAUACUGACCUUCAGUCUUGUCCCUCGUACACAGAGAUUUCUCCAGAUUGUCUAAAUCUUUAAAGAUAUUUUGUACUGUAGAUGAUGGGAUAUUCAAAGUCUUUGCCAUUUUAAAUUGAGGAACAGAAUUGUUUCACAAUUUUAAAGAUAGUUUUUGGCAUAUUGGUGAACCUCUGCCCAUCUUUACUUCUGAGAGACUUUCCUCUCUAAAUUUCCCCUUUUAUACCCUGUCAUGUCACUGGCCUGUUGCCAAUUUGCUUCACUAUCUGUUUUUCAUUAGUACCACUUACUUUUCCAGCCUUCUGUGGCCCUGUCUCUAUUUCUUUUAGAUGUGUUACUGCCAUCAUAUUCAAAAUGAGCUAAUAUAUUUCAUGAAAUGGUAAAAUGUCUGUUUCAACACCUGAUAUGUUGUUUAUGUUCUUUUCUGAAGAAAUUAUGGGUUGAUUAGAUUUGAAAAAUGUUUCAUUCCAUUUUUGUUUACAUUUUACACAAUGACCCAGCUUUUUUGGAAUUGGGUUUGUGAUAAAAUUAUGCAGUCUCAACAGCUGAUCAAUUGUUUUGUGCAGUUUUUGAAUAAAUAUGUUUCACGGUUUCCAUGUUAUGCAAAUCAAAUAUGUUUUUGUAAUUUAUAUUUUACACGUCAUCUCAACCUUUAAGGACCUGAGCUCGUGUUUUGUUGUUUCAUCUCAAUAAUAAAAUGAGUUGGGCUGUCAGUAAA
Messenger RNA from Cheilinus undulatus (humphead wrasse), 5464 nucleotides. Its product is annotated as inactive phospholipid phosphatase 7. The coding region runs from base 380 to 1264 and encodes 294 amino acids. The record is from RefSeq and is a predicted model, not a curated record. The transcript is spliced from 3 exons. Gene Ontology annotation, molecular function: sphingosine-1-phosphate phosphatase activity. Gene Ontology annotation, cellular component: nuclear envelope. Lineage: Eukaryota; Metazoa; Chordata; Actinopteri; Labriformes; Labridae.